GUGCCCUCCAGAUAGAGUUGAGUGAGGAACAGGACCAGGGGAAAUAUGAAUGUGUUGCCACCAACAGCGAUGGAACCCGCUACUCCACCCCCGCUAACCUAUACGUCAGAGAGCUCAGAGAAGUGCGCAGGGUUCCCCCCCGGUUCUCCGUCCCCCCGGCAGACAGUGAGAUAAUACCAGGCGGUGGUAUCAACAUCACGUGUGUGGCGGUGGGCUCCCCCAUGCCUUACGUCAAAUGGAUGUUAGGAACCGAGGACCUCACCCCAGAGGACGACAUGCCUAUCGGACGGAACGUCUUAGAGCUGGGAGACAUACGCCAGUCUAACAACUACACCUGUGUGGCCAUGUCCACGCUGGGGGUGAUAGAGGCCAUGGCACAGAUCACGGUCAAAGCCCUGCCCAAGACCCCAGGUAAUCCAGUGGUAACAGAGAGAACUGCCACCAGUAUCACUCUGACCUGGGACUCAGGUAACCCUGAGCCUGUGUCCUACUACAUCAUACAGCACCGUCCUAAAGGUUCAGAAGACAUCUAUAAGGAGAUAGACAGUAUAACGACUACACGCUACAGUGUAGGUGGUCUCAGCCCGUACUCUCACUAUGACUUCCGGGUGGCGGCGGUCAACACCAUCGGUAGAGGUCCAGCCAGCGACUCUGUAGAGGCCAGAACAGCAGAACAGGCUCCGUCGUCACCACCACGACAGGUCAGAGGUCGUAUGCUGAGUACCACCACAGCUAUAAUCCACUGGGAUGGACCUGAGGAGGCUAACGGGCAGGUGGUGGGAUACAGAGUCUAUUAUACAGACGACAACACACUGCAAGUCAACCAGUGGGAGAAGCUGAUGGUCCGUGGUGUGAACUUCAUCACCAUCCAGAGUCUGACCCCUAAUAAGACCUAUUACAUCAGAGUCCUGGCCUUUACCUCUGUAGGAGACGGACCUCUCUCCCAGGACCUGCAGAUCAUAGCCAAGACUGGAGUUCCGUCCCAGCCGUCAGACUUCAAAGGAGAGGCCAAGUCAGAGACCAGUAUAUUGCUGUCAUGGGUAGCUCCUCCACAAAGUGGGCCUGAAAACCUGAUCACUGGAUAUGAACUGGUCUACAGGAGGUCUGGUGACAACGAAGAGAAGAAGCUGAAUUUUGACCCCGCCUCCUCCUACCUUAUAAAGAAUUUGAAGCCAUUCUCCUCCUACACCUUCCAGCUGGCAGCACGUAGCAAACACGGCAUCGGAGCGUAUACCAACGAGGUUACCACAGAUACACCACAGACACAACCCUCAGCCCCUCCCCAGCAGGUCACAUGCUCCAGCCCCAACUCCACCAGCAUCCUGGUAAGUUGGGCUCCGCCCCUGGCGGAAUUCCAGAACGGAAUCAUAACGGGAUAUUCCAUCCAGUAUUCUGUCACGGAAGGGGACAACAGGACUUCCCAGCAAGUCAGCCGAAUUCCACCGGAAAGCUCUCCGUACCUUCUGGAAAACCUGGAGAAAUGGACAGAGUAUGGAAUCACGGUCAGAGCCCUGACGGAAGCCGGAGAAGGACCAGAGAGUCUACAACUACUAGUGCGCACAGAGGAAGAUGUUCCCAGUGGUCCUCCGCGCGACGUGGCGACGGAGGCGGUGAACUCGUCAGCAAUCAGGGUGGUGUGGCGGGCACCGGCCGUGGAGCGGCAACAUGGUCAGGUCAGAGGUUACCAGGUCCACUACAUGAAGAUGAACUAUGGAGAUCCCGCUGGACCCAACCUCAUCAAGGAUAUACUCCUAGACGACUCACAGUGGGAAUACAAUGAAUCAGCAGAAUAUGGGGUGGUUCUAGGGGAACUCCAGGCUGAUACUGCCUACUCUGUGUCUGUGGGGGCGUACACCGCCAAGGGUGACGGGGCACGGAGCAAACCCCAAACUCUCUGCACUACCCUCCCACUCCCAGAACGCCCCAGGCUCUCAGUAAGUCCCACCCCCGUGGGCACGGCCCAGCUCCAGUGGCUGCCUCCACCCAGCCCCCCUACCCCUCUCCUGGGGUACCGUCUAACCUUCGGACGCCUGGAUGUCCUCCCCCUCACCGUGGUAGAAUUCCCCACCAAGGAAGAGUCCUACACGGCGCAGGAUAUCCACAAGGGGGCGUCGUACGUGUUCCGACUCUCCGCCCGGAAUAAGAUUGGUUACGGAGAGGAGGCAGCGGUCGAGGUGACCACUCCGGAAGACGUUCCCGGAGGACACCCAGAAAAUAUCCUCUCUGAUGGCGCCUCGGCGUCCUCCAUACAGCUAGUUUGGAAGUCUGUCCCGCUUAUCGAACAAAACGGGAAGAUUGUGAAGUAUUCGGUGCAGUACCGGGAUGUUAACGGUAGAGGUGGUAAUGCUACCGGGGAGGUGAUGGUGACGGUACCGGAAUCUAGCGUGACGUUGGAAGGGCUGAGCGCCGACACGGUGUAUGACGUCAGAGUGUGUGCGUUCACGGCGGUAGGGGCGGGGCCGUAUAGUCCCGGUGUCCAGUUUAGGACCCAACCGCUGGAUGUGGAAGUGUUUGCUACUAACUUCAGAGUGAAGGCUGCCAUGAAGAACUCAGUCCUGCUGACCUGGGAGAUACGAGACAAAACACCCUCCCAGUCUUUUACCAUCCUGUAUGAUAAGGGUCAGAGUGUUGAGGUGGAUGGGAAACAGAACCAGAAGCUGAUAACAGGUCUGCAGCCGGAAACACAGUACUCCUUCCUGUUGACUAACCGUGGCAACAGUGCCGGGGGGCUACAGCACCGCGUAACCGCGACGACCGCCCCGGACGUGCUGCGCUCCAAACCCACGCUGGUGGGGAAGACCAACGCAGACGGGAUGGUGACGGUUCAACUACCGCCCGUACAGACCACCACUACCGUCAGGGGUUACUAUGUGGUGGUGGUUCCUCUGAAGAAACAGAGAGGAGGGAAGUUCUUGAAGCCUGGUGACAACCCUGAUCAGAUGAACCUAGAUGAGCUCCUGAAAGAGAUCAACAGGACCAGUGUGAGCCAGGCGCUGCGUGUCCGUCGACAGGUCCCGGCCAGCCAAUCAGAUCCCAGGGCCUAUGUUUCCGCCCACUUUAAGACCCUCCCCCAGGAGUUCACCCUCGGUGAUGGGAGGAGCUAUGGGGAGUUCCGGAACCGCCCCCUGCAAAACGGACAGGAAUAUGUGUUCUUCGUGCUGGCGCUGCUAGACCUGUCUAAUAAUACCAUGUAUUCAACCAGCCCCUACUCUGACCCCGUGACCUCCAACGACGUGGACCCUCAGCCAAUCGUAGACGAGGAGGAGGGGCUUCUGUGGGUGGUGGGGCCGGUAAUGGCUGUCAUCUUCAUCGUCUGCAUCGUCAUCGCCAUCCUGCUCUUCAAGAGUAAACCAGACAGGAAAAGAGCUGAGGCGGAGGGAAGGAAGGCUAGUUUCCCCUGCAGCAAGGCCAUGUCCUCUCACCAUCCUACAGAUCCUGUGGAGCUACGCAGAAUCAACUUCCAGACCCCAGGCAUGGCUAGUCACCCACCUAUCCCCAUCUCUGAGCUCGCUGAUCAUCUAGAACGCCUGAAAGCCAACGACAACCUGAAGUUCUCUCAGGAGUAUGAGUCCGUUGACCCCGGACAGCAGUUCACCUGGGAGCAGUCUAACCUGGAGGUCAACAAGCCAAAGAACCGCUAUGCUAACGUCAUCGCCUACGACCACUCCAGGGUUCUACUGUCCAGCAUCGAGGGUAUACCAGGCAGUGACUACAUCAAUGCUAACUACAUUGAUGGCUACCGUCGUCAAAAUGCCUACAUCGCGACGCAGGGCUCUCUCCCCGAGACCUUCUGUGACUUC
This is a messenger RNA of Salvelinus namaycush (lake trout), 3800 nucleotides long. RefSeq names its product receptor-type tyrosine-protein phosphatase delta-like. Gene Ontology annotation, molecular function: protein binding; protein tyrosine phosphatase activity. The record is from RefSeq and is a predicted model, not a curated record. The annotation marks the transcript as partial. Gene Ontology annotation, biological process: protein dephosphorylation. The transcript has 24 exons. NCBI's taxonomy places the organism in Eukaryota, Metazoa, Chordata, Actinopteri, Salmoniformes, Salmonidae.